Micromonas pusilla CCMP1545 is the source of this 651-nucleotide messenger RNA. RefSeq lists its product as uncharacterized. The transcript is spliced from 2 exons. Bases 1 to 651 code for a protein of 216 amino acids. Lineage: Eukaryota; Viridiplantae; Chlorophyta; Mamiellophyceae; Mamiellales; Mamiellaceae. The record is from RefSeq and is a predicted model, not a curated record.
AUGCAACGCCCGACGCACCUCACGCCCGCGCCGCUCCUCCCCGUCGCCGAGGGCGGCAUCGGCUGGGGGCCGUUCGGCGGCGCCGUGCCGAGACGCGCGAGCGGCGACCCUCGCGCGGCCGCCAGGGCGUCCUCGCACGACGUCAUCGUCUUCACCGCGUGCGUCGCGCUCGUCCUCUUCCUCGUCCUCGGCGUCGCCGUCGGCGGCGCGCCGCGCGACGUCGACGUCUCCUCCGCGUCGGCGCCGCGCGAGUAUCGCGCCGGCGGGGGUCGGAAGCUGACGCAGUUCCUCGCGCCGGUGUGGUACGCGCUCCCGGGGCUGCGCGACUCGCUGUACAACCUGGUGAGGCGGAAGCGCGCGCUCGUAUCACACGCACUAUCUCUUCGACGACCGUACCCCGAGGGCGAGGCGUGGACGGACUUCACGAUGACACCGUACGAGUACCAGCUCGCGGAAGACCUGAACGCGCUCGCCGCGGAGGAGGCUGCGAACGAGCGCGAGAUGGCGGAGCUGCGAGCCGCCGUCGCCGACGCGGCGAGCGCCGGCGGCGGCGGCUACGAGUACGACACGUACUCCCCCGGGGACGACGUCGACGUCGCGCCAGCCGCGGCGAUGGCUCCCUCGGCCGAAGAGGUAGAAGAGAAGGAGUAA